AUGUGCUCGUGGAGACCCUCGUGAUCACCGCUUCCUGCCUAUCUGCAGUUACUGGAAGGAGGCUUAAUCAAUUCAGCACUGCCAAAGGACUUCACACCCAGCCAUCUCUUUGCCGCUCCGAUGUGUAUGUAUGGUGCGAAAGAAGCACAACACACGUACAGCAAAAGCACGAUCGCAAAGCAAGUUUAUGCAAAACAUCUUCAACUACUGUAACUUGAAAAAUCAUCCAACGACAAGCAACUAGAAGCAACUAUAUUCCCAAAUAGGACCAUUGCAAUUCCACCGUUUUACUAAUAGUUUUUUUUGUUUAAAUCAAAUUCAACACCCAUAUAUCACCCGGAGUAAAAACCCACAAAAACCACCAGCGUUCGUGAAAAAAAUGUCACACGGAAAGCGAAGUUCCUCGCACAAAGGGCCAGCCCGGGCCAUUCAGGAGGCCACCUCCGUGGAGAGAAUGCAGGUGCCGGUGUCACCUGUGCGCCUGGAGAUGUCCGAAACCGCCGAGACGAGAGUCGGCGAGGCAUCGUGGGACGACAUGCUGAGCCCGGGCCAGCAUGCCGUCGAGGCGACGCCGCAAGUUGCUCUACAUGGCCUGCCCCAUGACCCCCGCAGAGGCCGCCGCGUGUCCACGUACAGUCAGCUGAUCAUGUGCGGACGAACCUCCACCAUCCAGUCCCGUGUGUAUAACUUCCUGGAGCGGCCCACCGGCUGGAAAUGCUUCCUCUACCACUUCUCCGUGUUUAUGAUGGUGCUCAUCUGCCUUAUAUUCAGCGUGCUGUCCACCAUCGAGCUGUACACAGACUUUGCCAACAGCACCCUCUAUUGGAUGGAAAUAGCACUGGUGGUCUUCUUUGGGGUGGAGUACCUGGUGCGUCUGUGGUCAGCCGGCUGCAGGAGCAAGUACGUGGGUGUGAUGGGACGCGUCCGCUUUGCUCACAAGCCCAUCUCCAUCAUCGAUCUCGUGGUAGUGGUGGCUUCCAUCAUUGUCUUGUGUGUGGGCUCCAACGGGCAGGUAUUUGCAACCUCUGCCAUAAGGGGCAUUCGCUUCCUGCAGAUAUUGCGCAUGUUGCACGUCGACCGACAAGGAGGUACCUGGAGGCUCCUGGGCUCCGUCGUCUUCAUCCACCGGCAGGAGCUGAUAACGACUCUGUACAUUGGCUUCCUGGGUCUCAUAUUCUCAUCGUACUUUGUGUACCUGGCCGAGAAGGAUGAAGCCAGGGAGAAGAAUGAAUUUGCCAGCUAUGCUGACGCACUUUGGUGGGGGGUGGUGACAGUGACGACGAUAGGAUAUGGUGACAAGGUGCCACAGACCUGGAUCGGCAAAACCAUCGCAUCUUGCUUCUCAGUGUUUGCCAUCUCGUUUUUCGCCCUGCCUGCGGGUAUACUUGGCUCGGGAUUUGCCCUAAAAGUGCAACAAAAGCAGAGGCAGAAGCACUUCAACCGGCAAAUCCCAGCGGCAGCGACCCUGAUCCAGAGCCUCUGGAGAUGUCACUUGGCCGAGAGUGACCACCACUCCACAGCCACGUGGAUGAUGUACGUGAAUGCGCAUGCACAGCCGGGCGGCCCUUUCCGAGACAGCACAUGGAUUAGAAAGCAGGAAAAAGAGGACAAGAAGAGGAAAAAGCAGCUGAUCAAGCAGGCGAAGGGCGAUGGGCUCGUGAGCCCGGGGGCACGGCAGGGAUCUAGCACGUCCGAGGGCAACCACGCCAACACUCCUGACAACGGCACCAACUCAGCCACAGGGAAAGAUCGAGGUGUGGAAGCUCCGAGUGGACGCCCCACCCUCAAUAGCACGGCGAGCUUUGACGACGGCGAGGCCUCGGAGGACAUCUCUCUGCCGGCCGUGAUGCACAUCUCACAGUUGACAGAAUCCCACAAGAUUGCCAUAAGGGUUAUUCGAAGAAUGCAGUAUUUUGUAGCAAGGAGUAAAUUUCAGCAAGCCAAGAAGCCCUACGACGUGAGGGACGUGAUAGAGCAGUACUCGCAAGGACAUGUCAAUAUGAUGGUGCGAAUCAAAGAGCUGCAGCGCAGGCUGGAUCACUCACUGGGUAAACCCAACAUGUUUCUGUCAGAGAAGGGGAAAGAUCGAAGCAAAUAUACCAUUGGAGCCAGACUGGACAGAGUGGAAGAGAAGGUCGUACGCAUGGAUCAGAAGCUGGACACCAUCCUGGCGUUGCUGAGAGGGCUGAGCGGCGAGGGAGGCCCACAGCUGCGGCCGGUCCACGUGCAAGUGUCGCCCGAGCCACUGGCACUUGUGCCGUCCCCCUCAAGCGCCCACAUACCAUUCAGCCAACAGCACAGCUGUUAAGAAGCCCCCCCCACCCCACACCCUCAAAGUUCCUUUCCUACCACAGGGACCAACUGGCCACAUUUUUCCUCCUGUUGUGUGAUCCUCUCCUCGUCUUUUUGUUUCCUAAACGAAUUUACACGCUGUGUUGCGGCGCAGCGACGUAGGAGGAGUUCGAGUCGCGGUGCAAGGUCAUGAGAUUAGACAGUGACGAAAACAUCGAUGGUUCCACUCGUGAUUGUCCCCCAUCCUUGUAGUGUUACGUGUGACAAGAGUAGCUCCGAGAGUAUGUUCAUGUGUGUGAAUGUUCUACGAGCGUGACUCUGCAUGGACGAACGUGAGCAAUAUUGUACAGAGCAUUCUGCGUGGAAAAAAAAACACGUUUCGUUAUUUCAUGAAUGAAUGUCACAAGUAGGUAUGCAACUAUGAAUAACGUUGAAAUAUGGUUGUCUUGGUUACGCAGUAAAUUGUACUUUAUAGUCAGUCAUUAAAAUACAAUUUGCAUGAUUAUUACCCUAGGCCAAAAUGUGUGCUUCUGUAUGACCUUGCCCACCUGCCAAACGGAGUCAUUGAUAUAGCGAUUAGCACUGUGCCUUAAAUAUGAUGUAAAAUAAAAUAUCCUGGCAGACGUAAUAAAUAUUGUUUUUUUUUGCCAGAGUACAGUACAUGGCCCCCAAUUUGCAUGCAGAAAUUAUCCCAUGCUGUUGACUAAAUACACUACAGUAUUUUGCAUCCUCACCACUAUUUAUUUGUUAUUGACUGUUACAAGGAAUGCUAACCCUUUUUCUAAAUGUUUCUGGUCAUAAAGACUAAAUGGCGAGAUGAUUAAUUACUUGUUAUGAACAGGUGGCCAGGAUUUGUACAAAUCAAUGCUAAAUUCUUAGAGUGCACUGGCUUAAUUGACUUGUUUUUAAGAGCUUCAUGUAACUCUGAACUGCCUUGUAAAAAUGAGUGCCUUGUAAAUAAUCAGUGAAUUAUGCUUUGGAAUGGGCUUGUAUUUCUUGACGGUUAAUGCGAAGUUCAAUGCAAAACACUAUUUACUAUUCGCGUAAGCCAAGGUACUGAAUGGCAGUGACAAUAAGCCAAGGCGUGGGCAUUUGUUGGAUACAAGGUUUAACAACCAACAUUUAAAUAUGACUAUAAUACUUAUACAACACAUAGACACUAUAUGGUAAUGGUAGUGUUCAUUUAAAGAACAAACUGAAUUAUAUGGAACCUGAUGCAAGAUAUUAUAACUUAUUGUAUUCUCUGGAUUAUAAUGGGGGGGGGAGGGGGGUUGUGCGUCUUAUUAUUUGGUAGGAGUUUGUGUGACGAUUUUUUUACUUCAUUUAGAAUUUUCCACAAAUAUGUUGUGUGUCUUACUUUCCAGAGCAUCUUAUAAGUUGUAGAAUAUGGUUGAUUGCCCAUUGAAUUGUCGAUAUAAAUAUAUAAUUUUUACUCGUAAUUAAUUGUUCAAUGAUAUAACAAAUACAAAAGUUGAUUUUAAAUGUCAGUGGUUUAAAGGGCUUGUUUUAGCUUUUGUUUAAUGUAAUUUACGAUUAAGUGUUAAAAGUGCCUUAUAUGAUCGGGAAAAAACGAAGUUGUUUUGUUACGUCAUGUGCACUUAAGUGUGAUUAUAUGGAUCACAUCAUUUCACAGUUGGAGAAAUAUGCAUUCAAAUAUAUAAAUAUUGUUUCGGAUCAUUGUGUCCACAAUCAGUGUCCUCAACGCAGUAUCAAAGCAACAACAACAACACAAAAUCACCCGAUGUUCUCGUUUAACUCUCAAGAUGUGUUUCCCAGUUGUACGGCAUGUUGUCCGGCAUGUUUGUCCGAUGUGGAGCGACACUGAAUAUUAAUUUCUUGAAAAAGCUGCCAGCACGUGGUGGAGUGAAACGUCAGGGAUCAUGCCAAAUAAUGUGGGGCAACUCGAAAACAACACAUCAUAGAUCUGUGCAGCAGGACUGUGAAAACGUAUGCACCAAUGCUAACGUUAACAAGUGUCCUAAUGUUUUGUGUUUGUAAGUGUAGGGUAGUUUGGAGCAAACGUGUGUAAGUAUAGGGUAGUUUUUGAGAAAAUGUGUUUUUAAUUUAACCAAUAUAGUAUUGCAUGCUGACGUUCUUCAAAAUACAUGACUAAUGGUUUAAACACACACGAGAGUGUAACAGACAGCUACAUUUUUAAAUACAGUACCUUUGCCUCUGAUCCAUCAUCUUGACUGCUGUUAAAUUAUUAAAGUUAUUGAUACGUGUUGCACCAUUGUAA
Molecule: messenger RNA, 4531 nt
Organism: Petromyzon marinus (sea lamprey)
Lineage: Eukaryota; Metazoa; Chordata; Hyperoartia; Petromyzontiformes; Petromyzontidae
Gene: KCNQ1
Product: potassium voltage-gated channel subfamily Q member 1
Biological process (GO): potassium ion transmembrane transport
Cellular component (GO): membrane; voltage-gated potassium channel complex
Molecular function (GO): voltage-gated potassium channel activity
Source: RefSeq, a predicted model, not a curated record